CGGUCAAGAAGAUGAAUGAAUGAAUGAAUGAAUAACAUCAUGUUUCGAAUAUUUCUACUUUUUGGUUACGUUUAAGAAUUCCGAACGCUGGAAGGCAUCUUUCCUUUCAUGCUUGAUGGAUCUCUUUAGUCACACAUCACACCUGAAACCUUCCUCCACCCUCUACAACCUGCUUACAAACAGCUUUUCACAUUUUGGAAGAUGACCUCAGGUACUUAAAGUCCUCCACCUUCUUCACCUCUGUAACCUCACUGUCCUGCGGCUGAACUUCAUUCCUUUCCUUGAGUAUCUCUUCUAAACACCACGGUCCUCCGAGAUUCCUGUCUGACCUCAUCUAGUCCGUCCAUCACCACAGCAAACAAGAACCCAAGUACAUUCAGGUCCUAUUACAAUGCUGGAAAAUCACUGUUUGGUUGUUCUACUAAAUAUGCAGUAGGCAUCCACACACACAGGCAGUCUGGUGCUGUGAUUGUUUUUAUUGAUUUAUUGAUCUCCUUUUUAUUUUUUGGCCACGGUACAAACUGACAUGAAAAGUAUUUAAAAAAACAACAACAACAACAACAAUUGAUUAUACUCAACAUUUAUGACAGGAAUUUUCACAUUUUAAAGAAAAUUUAUUGACGCAACAAACUAAAAAUGUAGUUUGGUUUGGAAGAAUAAACCAUUCAUAGUUUUAAAACGUGCACACGUUGUAUCAUUUUAUAAAAACGUAUAGCUUCUUUUGUCAUAACUUAGCAUUUUAGAACGGCUUCACAUUUAAACAAAAAAAUAAAAAUAAAAAACACAGAUAGUACUUUAGCCCGAAACUGUGAUUACGCAGUGACCCCUACAAGGCGAAAUGGUACGCUCCGUAAAAGACGUCAUCCAAUCAACAGGUCGUUUCAUAAGACUGACGGGCGUUUCAACGAAUGGGAUUUUAUAAUGAAUAUGGGCGUAAAUCAUGACAGCCAAUCAAAGAAGAAAGGUAGACCAAACAGUCUGCGUCAGUUCUGACAGUGAACGCCGAGAAAAAAAAAAAAAAAACACCUUUACGCAAAUCCUUCCAAUGGAGGAGGACCAGGAGGUAGACGCUUGUUCGGCAAAUGAAAAGAACGUCUGCAAGCUAACCACCAAGCUCUUCUAAAGGACGGAAAAGCUCAAGUUCUCCUACAGCGGUCAGCAGCAGUAGCAGCGUAAAUAGACGCCGUGCCCCCUCCUCUGUGACUCCCCUUUCCUGGGAGAAGCACCACGCUGCCACCAUGUCAAACAUCACCAUCGACCCCGAGCUCAAGCCCGGGGAGUUCGUCAUCAAGAGUCUGUUUGCUGAGUUUGCUGUUCUGGCUGAGAAGAAGAUCGAGAUGGUUAUGGCUGAACCGCUGGAAAAACCCCUGUCCCGAUCCCUUCAGAGAGGGGAAGAUGCACAAUUUGACCAGUUAAUAAGCUCUAUGAGCUCAGUAGCAGAACACUGUUUACCCUCCCUACUCCGCACGCUGUUCGACUGGUACCGGAGGCAGAGCGGCACCGAAGACGAGUCCUACGAAUACAGGCCUCGCUCAAGUACAAAGUCUAAAGGAGAUGAACAGCACCGGGAUAAAGAUUACCUCCUUGAACGACGAGAUUUAGCCAUAGAUUUCAUUUUUUGUUUAGUUUCAGUGGAAGUUCUUAAACAGAUUCCUCUUCAUCCAGUGCCAGAUGUUUUAGUACAUGAAGUUCUAAACCUGGCAUUCAAGCACUUUAAACACAAAGAGGGGUACUGUGGGCCCAACACUGGCAAUGUCCACAUCAUUGCAGACCUGUACGCCGAGGUGAUCGGGGUGCUUACACAGUCAAAGUUUCAAGCAGUGAGGAAAAAGUUCAUCACUGAACUGAAGGAGCUCCGGCAGAAAGAGCAGAGUCCUCAUGUGGUUCAGAGCGUCAUCAGCCUUAUCAUGGGCAUGAAAUUCUUCCGGGUCAAAAUGUACCCUGUGGAGGACUUUGAAGCUUCUUUUCAGUUCAUGCAGGAAUGUGCUCAAUAUUUCCUUGAGGUCAAGGAUAAAGACAUUAAGCACGCUUUAGCCGGCCUUUUUGUUGAGAUCCUCAUUCCUGUAGCAGCGGCGGUAAAGAACGAGGUCAACGUUCCCUGUCUGAAAACAUUUGUGGAGAUGCUCUACCAGACAACAUUUGACCUCAGCUCCAGAAAGAAGCACUCUUUGGCUCUGUAUCCCUUGGUGACGUGUUUGCUGUGUGUCAGUCAGAAGCAGUUUUUUCUCAAUAACUGGCACAUCUUCCUCCAGAACUGCCUUUCACACCUAAAGAUGCCAUCUAACAACAGCAUCCGCAAGCAGAUUGAGACACUGCAGAAUAAGGAUCCUAAAAUGUCCCGUGUAGCAUUGGAGUCCCUCUACAGGCUUCUUUGGGUCUAUAUCAUCAGGAUCAAGUGUGAGAGUAACACUGUCACUCAGAGUCGACUGCUCAGCAUCGUGUCAGCACUUUUCCCUAAAGGCUCCCGGAGUGUGGUGCCCAGAGACACGCCUUUAAACAUUUUUGUCAAGAUCAUCCAGUUCAUAGCUCAGGAAAGGCUGGACUUUGCUAUGAAGGAGAUUAUCUACGACCUCCUCUGUGUGGGAAAGUCCCACAAAACCUUCACCAUCAAUCCAGAGAGGAUGAAUAUCGGUUUAAGAGCCUUCUUGGUGAUUGCUGAUAGCCUGCAGCAAAAAGACGGGGAGCCACCAAUGCCAACCACUGGCAUCAUCAUGCCCUCUGGGAACACCCUGCGAGUCAAAAAAGUCUUUCUGAAUACCACCCUCACUGAUGAAGAAGCUAAAGUCAUAGGUAUGUCAUUAUACUAUCCACAAGUUAGAAAGGCCUUAGAUAACAUCCUCCGUCACCUGGACAAGGAAGUGGGACGCUCCAUGAGCAUGACCAGCGUUCAGAUGUCCAACAAGGAGCCUGAAGAUAUGAUCACGGGUGAAAGGAAGCCAAAAAUCGAUUUGUUUAGGACAUGUGUAGCUGCCAUCCCAAGACUUUUGCCGGAUGGCAUGAGCAGACAAGAGCUAAUAGAACUUCUUGCAAAACUGACCAUCCACAUGGAUGAGGAGCUUCGUGGUCUUGCCUUUACAACCCUUCAAGCUCUGAUGGUGGACUUCCCUGAAUGGCGUGAGGAUGUGCUGUCAGGCUUUGCGUACUUUAUAGUCAGAGAGGUUACAGAUGUCCACCCCACUCUGUUGGACAAUGCUGUGAAGAUGCUCCUGCAGCUCAUCAGUCAGUGGAAGCAGGCCUUACAGAGCAACAACAAGAGUCACGAGUCGCAGCAGACCUCCAAAAACCGGCGUUCUGUGUCUCUGGAGCGGACCUCUCCGUCGACAGUGCUCCAUGUGGUGGAGGGAUUGGCUCUGGUUGUGCUCUGCAGCUGCCGCCCCGCUACACGCAGACUAGCUGUUAAUGUCCUCAAGGAGGUUCGCGUGCUGCACGCUGCACUGGGAAUCGCCAAGCUCCAUCAGGGAGAUGAAGAGCUGGCCAUUGAUGUAAUGGAUAGGUUGAGUGCAUCAGUGUUGGAGAGUUUCAUUCACCUGACUGGCGCUGACCAGACAAACCUGCUGUAUUGUCCCAGUGGGAUAGAUCUUCAGACGCUGGCGGAGUGGAGCUCAUCUCCCAUCAGCCAUCAGUUUGACGUCGUGAGCCCGUCACACAUCUGGGUGUUUGCCCACGUCACUCAGGGCCAGGAUCCCUGGGUCAUCAGUUUCUCCAGCUACCUGCGGCAGGAGAACCUGCCCAAGCAUUGCCCCACGGCCCUCAACUACGCCUGGCUGUUUGCCUUCACCCGUCUGCAGCUGCUGUCUCCACAAGUUGAUUUGAACAGCCCCAUCAAUGCCAAAAAAGUCAACAGUCUAAACAGCAGCGACUCCUACAUUGGCCUUUGGAGGAACUACCUGAUUCUGUGCUGCAGCUGUGCCUCCCCCUCCCCUUCCAUGUCCUCCUCAUCCUCCACGUCUGGCUCCGUCCGCUGCCCCCUACCCGAGACGCUGGCGUCCACUCCAGACAGCGGCUACAGUUAUGACUCAAAGAUUGUUGGUGCUCCGUCCCCCUCGUCCCUCUUCAAACACAUCGUUCCCAUGAUGCGCUCCGAGAGCAUGGACAUAACAGAGUCUCUGGUGUUGGGGCUUGGCAGGACCAACCCCGUAGCCUUCAGAGAAUUAAUAGAGGAGUUGAAUCCUAUCAUUAAAGAAGCUCUGGAAAGAAGGCCUGAAAACAUGAAGCGGCGCAGGCGUCGAGACAUCCUCAGAGUCCAGCUGGUCCGGAUAUUUGAGCUUCUUGCUGAUGCUGGUGUCAUCAGCCAUACAGUCAGUGGAGGUUUAGAGAACAACUCUCUGAACAGCGUGCUGCUGGAGUACGUUGAUCUGACCAGGCAGUUGCUGGAGGCAGAAAAUGACAAGGACUCCGACACGCUGAAGGACAUCCGCUGUCACUUCAGCGCACUCGUGGCCAAUAUCAUCCAGAAUGUUUCAGUCAAGAACCGGAAGAGCAUCUUCCCUCAGCAGUCGCUGCGGCACAGUCUCUUCAUGCUGUUCAGUCACUGGGCUGGGCCCUUCAGCAUCAUGUUCACCCCGCUGGAUCGCUAUAGUGACAGAAAUAUGCAGAUAAACCGCCACCAGUACUGUGCACUAAAGGCCAUGUCUGCAGUGUUGUGUUGUGGACCUGUAGCAGACAACGUGGGCCUCUCCUCUGACGGCUACCUCUACAAGUGGCUGGAUAACAUCCUGGAUUCACAGGACAAGAAGGUCCAUCAGCUUGGUUGUGAGGCGGUGAUGCUGCUGCUGGAGCUGAAUCCGGAUCAGAGUAACCUGAUGUUCUGGGCUGUGGACCGUUGUUACACCGGCUCACGCCGCGUCGCCGCCGGCUGCUUUAGAGCAAUUGCUCACGUCUUUCACAACAGGGAUUACCAGUUUGACACUGUGGUGCUGCUGAACCUGAUCCUUUUUAAGGCAGCGGAUUCUUCCAGAGAAAUCUACGAAGUGGCCAUGCAGCUGCUGCAGAUCCUGGAGCCAAAGCUCUUCCGUUAUGCCCACAAACUGGAGAUCCAGCGAAUGGACGGCAUCCUGACCCCUCCGUCGCCUCUGCCUCAUCUCUACUCCGUAUCUUACUACCAGCUGUCUGAGGAGCUCGCACGGACUUACCCAGAGCUCACUCUGCCCAUCUUCUCAGAGGUGAGCCAGCGGAUCCAGACAGCGCAUCCCGGUGGUCGGCAGGUGAUGUUACACUACCUCCUACCGUGGAUGAACAAUGUGGAGCUUGUUGACUUAAAACCGGCCCGGCGGCCCGAGGACGUCAGCGGGGCGGAGGAUGAGGAGGAGGAGGAGGAGGACCGGGAAGUGGUGAUGGUCAACAGUCGCAGGUGGCUCCGAGGAGAGGGCUGGGGGUCUCCUCGUGCAACCACCAUGGUGCUAAACAAUCUCAUGUUCAUGACUGCAAAGUACGGAGAUGAGUUUGCCUGGUCAGAAAUCGAGAAUGUUUGGACAACUUUAGCAGACAGCUGGCCAAAGAACCUCAAAAUCAUCCUGCAGUUCCUCAUCAGCAUGUCCGGAGUCAGCAGUGACCCCAGCCUUUUGCCCUAUGUGAAACGCGUGGUGGUUUACCUGGGCAGAGAUAAGACUAUGCAGCUGUUGGAGGAGUUGAUGUGUGAGCUGGAGAUGACGGAUCCGGUCAGCUCAGCCAUCACACACAUGGACAACCCUCCUUAUUACCGCAUCACUUCCAGUUACAAGAUUCCCUCAGUCACCUCAGGAACAACAUCCAGCAGCAAUACCAUGGUUCCAGGAAAUGAUGGACACCAUGACAGCAAGCUCAAAGACCCCAACAUGGAAGAAAGUUACACUCACCUGGACAUCUACAGUGGACUGAACAGCAACCUGAACCGCCAGCAUCACCGCCUGGAGUCUCGUUACAGCAGCAGCUCCGGGGGCUCCUACGAAGACGAGAAAAGUGACUCCAUGCCACUUUAUGCAAACUGGCGGUUGAAAGUGAUGGAGCACAACCAGCCAGAGGCCCUCCCCUUCCCCCCCUCAGGGGGCUGCUGGUCUCCUCUGGUGGAUUACUUGCCAGAGACGAACACCCCUGCAGUGCCGCUCCACAGGUGUAACAUUGCGGUCAUCCUGCUGACGGACCUCAUAGUGGACCAUGGGGUCAAAGUAGAGUGGAGCGCCUACCUGCACCUUCUGUUGCAUGCUGUAUUCAUCGGGUUUGAUCACCAUCACCCAGAAGUCUAUGAGCACUGCAAACGUCUGCUUCUCCACCUGCUGGUGGUCCAGGCAUCAAGUAGCAGUGUUCAGUCUGUAGCUAUGGUGCUGUUAGGUAACAGAGACUGCAACGAUCCAAAGGUUCUGACUGUCAAGCCAGCACCUCGAGAGUUAAAGCUCACAGUUUCCACAGGAACCCGGGAGAUUCUGACGGACUUCCAGCCAUCACCAAUGACGGACUCUGGCCUCAGCUCGAGCUCCACCUCCUCCAGUAUUAGUCUAGGUGGGGGGGGUGGAGCUCUGUCCAGCCUCUCCCCACCCCUCCUCAGUGAUAGUGAUGUGGCUGGAGAGCAGGAGGAGAAGGCCAAAGCUCUUAUUGAGUUUAUUACGUCGAGAAAACGGGGUCCGCUCUGGAACCACGAAGACGUGUCGCCCAAGAACCCGGGCAUAAAGAGCGCAGACCACUUGAGCAGCUUUGUCAGGCGUGUGGUGACCGUCUUCAAGAACUCCCAAACAGGGUUCCAGCUGGACUCGCUGCUGAGUGAGGUGGCCCUGAGAACGGCUCUGUCUUGCUCCUCUCGCCACUACGCUGGCCGCUCGUUCCAGAUCUUCAGGGCACUAAAGCAACCUCUGACUUCAGCCACACUAUCCGACAUUCUGUCUCGGCUGGUUGAGACUGUGGGGGACCCAGGAGAAGAUGCUCAGGGCUUCGUCAUUGAGCUGCUUCUGACUCUAGAGUCGGGCAUUGACACAUUGGCUGAAACGGUCAAAAACUAUGACUUCCUCUCUGCCUUGACACAGACCUCAGCUCACGAGCAUCUGCUGGGGGCCAAGUUUGCUGCCAACAGAAAGAGCACAGGCCAGCUCAACCUCCACAGCAGCGGGCUGCCCCACGCCGUGCACACUCGCAGCAACUCUCUGCGUACCAGCCUGAUGAGCGAGCGCAAAGCCGACAGACGCAGGAGCAACACUCUGGACAUAGCAGACCGACUCGGCAGCAGCCUGGGAAAUCUGGCACGCACAAGGAGCCUGUCGUCUCUAGGAGGCGGAGUCAGCCCGGGACGAGACGCUGCUCCCCCCGUAGACCCGUCAAAUCUGAUGGCAACUGUCUUCUGGAUUGCCACUUCGCUGCUGGAGUCGGACUAUGAGUUUGAGUACCUGCUGGCCCUGCGGCUCCUGAACAAGCUGCUGGGGCAGAUGCCUCUGGACCGCACAGAUAGCAGGGAGUGUCUGGAGACGGUCCAGGAGAAGCUGAAGUGGUACAACUUUCCUGGCCUGCUUCAGCUUUUCCUCAAAGGUUUCACUUCUGCAUCUACACAAGAGCUAACCAUCCACCUGCUCAGCAAGCUCAUCACUGUGUCCAGACAGAUGCUCAUCGACCCUACACAAGUGGCAGGUUUCCCGCUGAACAUCCUGUGCCUCCUGCCACAUCUCAUCCAACACUUUGACAGCCCAACUCCUUUCUGCAAAGAAACGGCAGAUAAAAUAGCCAAGGUGUGUGCAGACGAGAAGUCCGCCACGCUCUCCAACCUGGCCCACAUGAUGAGCCUGUACAGCACGCACAGCUACUCCCGGGACUGCACCAACUGGAUCAACGUGGUCUGCCGGUACCUCAACGACGCCUUUGCGGAGAAAAUCCUCAACCUGGUCACUUACCUGGCUGAGCUACUGGAAAAAGGCCUUCCCAGCAUGCAGCAGUCAUUACUGCAAAUCAUCUACAGCCUUCUGAGUCAUAUUGACCUUUCAGCGGCUCCUGUCAAACAGUUCAACCUGGAAAUUAUGAAGAUUAUUGGAAAAUAUGUUCAGAGCCCUCACUGGAGAGAGGCCCAGAACAUUCUGAAGCUGGUGGUGUCUCGCUCAGCCAGCCUGGUGGUGCCGGACGACGUGCAGCGCUCCUACAGCUCUGAGUCCUGCAGCUCUCCUGAAAUUGCCUUCACUCGUAUUUUCAACAACUCUUCCAAGGAGUUGCCUGGCAAGACUCUAGACUUCCACUUCGACAUUUCUGAGACGCCUAUUAUAGGACAUAAAUAUGGGGACCAGCGUACAGCUGCAGGGCGGAAUGGAAAACCCCAAGUGAUUGCUGUAACAAGAAGCACCUCCUCCACAUCAUCAGGGUCCAACUCCAAUGGGCUGGUUCAAGUUAGCUGGAAGAGGCCUCAACUCUCACAGAGGAGAACGAGAGAGAGGCUGAUGAACGUCCUGUCUCUAUGCGGCCCAGAAUCUGGCAUUCCCAAAAAUCCAUCUGUAAGACUCCUCUCCUACUCUAAAGGCUCAGAAAAGGUGGUUUUCUCAUCCAACGAGGAUCUGGACUCUGCAGAUCAGCAGACCAGCCUUAUACCCACUGUGGAGGAGGUGACCGGGGAGGAGGAGGUGCUGGGGGAGGACACAGGCAGCGAGCAGCAGUUUGGUGUCUUUAAGGACUUUGACUUCUUAGAUGUGGAGUUGGAAGAUGCUGAGGAGCUCCAGGGGGAGAGCAUGGACAACUUCAACUGGGGCGUACGGCGCCGCUCACUGGACAGCAUGGACAAAGCGGACACGCCGUCUUUGCAGGAAUGCCAGUACACAGGCAGCACGCCGAGCCUGAAUCUGACCAACCACGAGGACACAGACGAAUCUUCUGAAGAGGAGGUACUGAGCGCUAGCCAGGUUCUCAGCCGCUCCGGCCUUCUAAACAGCGACUCCGCCACAGACGACGCCACAUCCAACCACGUGGACUCCCUGCAGCAUUCCCAAGAAUCGUCCAGCAGCGCCGUGACCGAAGAGGCGUCUGUCCUGCAGCCUCUGCCCUCUGUCCCCUCCCUCCCCUGUUUGGAGAUGACCCACUCGAGCAGCACCUGCAGCCAGCUGCCUGAGGAUGCUGUGAGCGUGACGGCAGCAGACGAGCUGAGCAGCAGUGUGAGCGAGGACACCGGGUUCUCCAGCGCCCCCCCUCUGUCCUCUGACCCCCUGGAGCUGUGCGACCUUCCAGACCCACACGACCCUCAGGAGACGCUGGACCCUCCUCCGGACCUGAACCUGGACCACCCUCCCCCGCCGGCCACUGACACUCCGCCGGGCUCCCUUUGCGAGGAAGAGUCCCAGACGGUACUGGAUCUGUGUCUGCCGGCUCCUCCUGAAACCAAGCCGGACCCGUAUCCGGACAGCACUUGUGACUCUGUGUGGGAAGAAGACGUGACUCAGGCCCUGAAAGAGCUGGACGAUCGCUGUGAGGAAGAGGAGGCGGAUUUCUCUAGCAUGUCCAGUCAAGAUGAAGGUGACGCAGACUGCUUCUCUGAGAUUCAGGCCUCUCCGCCCCCUUCGCCCUUCCUCUCUGCCAUUCUGGCAGCGUUUCAGCCUGUUGCCUACGACAGCGAGGAGGAUGCUUGGCGUUGCCAUGUCAACCAGAUGCUGUCAGACACCGAUGGGUCAUCGGCUGUUUACACUUUCCAUGUGUUUUCCCGACUCUUUGAGAGUAUUCAAAGGAAAUUUGGCUCCAUCACACAUUCGUCAGUUCGUUUUCUUGGAGAAAGGCUUCAGCGGAUGGGUAACCAGUUCCUCAGUUCACUGGAAGUCAUGACGUCCUGCUCGCAAUGCCCCACAGUCCUGAUGGACGCAGAGACGCUGGUUUCUUGUGGACUGUUGGAGACUCUGAAGUUCAGUGUCCUGGAGCUGCAGGAGCACCUGGACACUUACAAUGCCAAGAAAGAGGCUGCAGAGGAUUGGCUGGAGAACUGCAGGAAGACCUUUGGAGACAAAGACAGCAGCCAGAGACCCAGCAGUCAUGCACAGCAAAUGGAAAGUCUAGCAGAACUGGAGUUGUGUCGACGGCUGUACAAGUUGCACUUUCAGCUGCUGCUCCUGUUUCAGGCCUACUGUAAGCUCGUCAGCAGGGUGGACACCAUCAAGAGGGAAGCAGAGGUGACCAACAUGUCUGAGGAACUGGCUGUUCUGGAGAGCUGCCUGAGCGAGGCAGACACAGGAAAUGAUGGUCAGGAGGACGUGUGCCUGUCAGACAAUGCCCACACCAACACGGAGACGGCCAUCCAGUCCCUGAUUGAAACACUGCGCGCCCGAGACUUCAGCUCUGCUCUCACACAAGUCAAGAUCUUCAGAUCUUUAUGGCCCAACGACAUCUUCGGCAACGAGACGGACAACGCGGUCCAGACCCUCCUGCACAUCUACUUCCGUCACCAAACUCUGGGCCAGACCGGCUGCUUGGCGGUAGUGGGGCCCAGCAGAGACCUGUCCCAGGCCAGCACCCGCCUCAUGGAGCUCAACCUGCAGAUCCGCGAGGCUCUGAGUCAAGCCCAGGUCUGCCUGCCCCACCCCACCAUGGUCAGCACCAGCCUGUGAAGAGGCGGACAGAGACUCCACCUACAAAGGGCUAAAGGAUGUGUGGGAAUAACUGUGACUCUUAAUAUAUCUUCGUGUAUGAAUGCUUGGAGCCGACAUCUUUCCUCAGACCGAGCCAACCUGCAGAAUUCUGUUGCAAUAAGUCUCCCGGUGGAGCGUCUGAGGAAGGCCUCGCCUGUUCCAGAGACGAUCAAGAUUCUAAAGCAUGCUUGAAAGGAGAGCACUGCAAGAAUAUUUUUUUGAGAAAUGUAUUUUUUAUUAGAGCUAACAUCUUAGGUUGUAAAUGUUGGGCUAUUUAACAUGUAACCCUGAAGGGCGGGGGGGGGGUGUACAAAGAAAUGUUUAUUGAUACGAGAGUCCCUUCCAAAGGCCUUCAUGCUUAACUCACUUUAACCAAAUAGUAGAUGCCUUUAGAGACUCUGGUAUUCACUCACAAAUGCAAACUUGCUAUGGCUAAGAAAUAACUUAUUUUACUCUGUAUAUAUUUUAGAAGGUGUAUAGUGUAAAACCAGUAUUUUCCCCUUUUGUGCAUUGCACUGUUCAUCCAGACUAGGAUGUAUAAAGACGAGUCUCUGCUCCUUGGUCCUCUGACGGACCGUCUUCAUGCAUUCCUCACAGAUCCUGCUUCUUGCACCUUUGUCUGCAGACAGGCUGAAUUCCAGGCCCUCUUUGCUGCUGUAACUUCUGUACUCAGUUUGAAGACUUCAUGUAGAGCUUCUCGGGUAUUAAAGGAUUUAUCCUUUCAAUAAAACCGGCUGGAGUUUGCAGAAAAAGGGACGCUCAGUCAGUACGAGCUGCAA
Molecule: messenger RNA, 11323 nt
Organism: Oryzias melastigma (Indian medaka)
Lineage: Eukaryota; Metazoa; Chordata; Actinopteri; Beloniformes; Adrianichthyidae
Gene: fryl
Product: furry homolog, like
Exons: 63
Coding region: 1239-10523 (3094 amino acids)
Biological process (GO): cell morphogenesis; neuron projection development
Cellular component (GO): cell cortex; site of polarized growth
Source: RefSeq, a predicted model, not a curated record